Molecule: messenger RNA, 568 nt
Organism: Funneliformis geosporum
Lineage: Eukaryota; Fungi; Glomeromycota; Glomeromycetes; Glomerales; Glomeraceae
Source: the annotation of a GenBank genome assembly
AUGGAUAGAACUCACAUCGUAGCGCUCGCAAAAAAUAUCCUCCGUUAUACUAGCACCCUCGCUACGCAUAUCAGUAUCCCGAAUGUGAAUCCAUGCUCAUUAUGUGAAAAAGAGAUUUAUUCUGCAUCGAACCCGCCAUACAAAGAAUUUACCCUAGCUUCGUGUGGACACAUCCUUCACCAGAAGUGUCUCGAAAAGUAUCUGAUGAAUGGAGAAGCGCGAUGCGGUCCCUUUAGGACCUGCCCGAAUAAGGAUUGUAAUAAAGAUAUUGAAACUUUUCUCUCUCCGGAUCUUUUUAAGGAAAAGGGAUCACAAGACAAGACUAUAAUCCCGACUGCAGAUACCACCUCCAAGCAAGUGGACGAGGCUGAGGUAAUUCUUAUGAACGAACUGGGGAUAUUAGGCGAAGAGAAACAAAGUUUGUCCAAGACUACUGUGAUCGCAAAGGAAACUUCUGAUCAGGCAACUAGCCCAAUUGAGGUUGUUAGCACUACACCUGGCAAUUCCGAAAAUUUGGAUGACUCGAUUUCAAAGGAACUCUCUAGCGGGCAAAUCCAACGCCCUAUAU